Molecule: messenger RNA, 2366 nt
Organism: Argentina anserina (silverweed cinquefoil)
Lineage: Eukaryota; Viridiplantae; Streptophyta; Magnoliopsida; Rosales; Rosaceae
Product: putative disease resistance RPP13-like protein 1
Exons: 3
Coding region: 1-2040 (679 amino acids)
Biological process (GO): signal transduction
Source: RefSeq, a predicted model, not a curated record
AUGUGUUGGUCAGUUCCGGAGGCAAUAGCAAAGCUGCAGCGAAUCUGUACACGGCUCUGGUCGGAAAAGGAAUAUCAACAAGCCGAGAUGAUGGUUUAUGGAUUGGGGCUCAAGUCAAUACCACAACUCUGCGCAUCAAUUGAAGAAUCCAAAAUUGUGGUUGUCGUCCUUUCAACCAAUUAUUUCAGCUCAAGGUGGUGCUUGGACCAGCUUGUCAAGGCCUUUGAGUGCAACAAACUAAUAGUCCCGGUUUUCGAUGGCAUCGACUCGAUUGCUCUCCGGUCUGAAAACGGACCCGUUGCGGAUACUUUUUCUAACCAUCAACUUAUCUUUUCCGAGAACCCAGAAAAGGUGCGAAUUUGGAGACGAGCUAUUGAUGAAGUAGCCAACUUGGGUGGUUGGCAUUUACACAGCGAUGAAUCCCAAAUCAUUGAAGAUAUUGUACAAAGCGUGUGCAUUAAAUUAAAGCCUGGCGAACCUGAACCUCUGCGAGGAUUAUUUCUGUACUGCUGCCUUCUCUUCCCAGAGGGUUAUGAGUUCAGGAGACACGAGGUGGUUCAAUUGUGGAUAGCUCAAGGUUUCGAUAUGGGAGAGAGCCCCGGAGAGACCAUGGAAGAUGCUGGCAUCAAACAUUUUAACUUCAUGGAGAGCCUAGGCUUGUUUGAGCGCUUCCCCAGAAAACCUAUACCGGAAUUUGAUGAUGUGAUCACUGAAGUCUAUUAUUGCACUCCCACCUUCUACUACAAAGUUAAUCUCUCUAAGCUUUCACUUCUGGAAGACAAAAGCUCCGGUGCUAAAUAUUUUAGAGUCGUGGAUGGCAAGUUUGAUCAAGCCUCAGAAUCAACUACUCAACAUAUGUGUUUGAUGUAUAAGGAUGUUGAUGACAUGGCUUUUGGUGUUAUUCAGAAAUUUAAGAAUCUGCGCACAUUACUCGUUCUCCCUGGUUAUGGAUCUUCCGUCAAACGUAUUCCUGCUGAUUUGUUUCGCAGCUUAAAUUUUCUGACAACGUUGAAUUUGAGUGGAACUCUCAUUUUUACAUUGCCUGGUUCUAUCGGAGAUGUCCAGAGUUUACGAUAUAUUGAUCUCUCACGUACACCGAUCUUCAUGUUGCCUGAAUCUAUAUGUUCUCUUGACAAGUUACAAACUUUGAAACUCCGAGGUUGUCGUGACUUGCUUGAUUUACCUAAAAGCAUGCACAAGCUAGCUGCUCUGCGACAUCUUGAUUUCAAUAUUCAGCAGUUGCAUUGCAUGCCUCCUCACUUUGGAAGACUGCAUUUUAUUCAAACCUUGUCAGCAUUCAUUGUUGGUACUCUGGAUGGGCACCGAAUCCAAGAACUGAAGAACUUAAAUGAUCUUACAGGAGCACUUUGCAUUUUUCAACUCGAAAAUGUGUUGAUGACGACAGAUGCUAAGGAAGCAAAUCUGGCUAGCAAGAAACGCCUGCAGAGGUUGGAUCUCCUUUGGAAUUCUCUAUUGCUUGAGAACACAAAGCUGCAAGAAGACAUUAUUGAGUCUCUUCUACCCCCUUUUGACCUUAAAGAAUUAAACAUAACAUCUUACGGUGGGACAAAACUUCCAUCUUGGUUGAGUCAUCCGUCAUUUACUGACCUUAUAGUGAUUACCCUCGACAAUUGUGCGUACUGUGAACAUCUUCCCUCUAUUGGUCAGUUACCAGCGCUGAAGUUACUUUCUAUUGUAAAUAUGGAUGCGCUCAAAGAGAUCGAUCACAUAUUUUUAAGUACUGCCACUGAGCCGGUUCAUCAAGUAUUCCAAGCGUUUCCAAAACUGGAAAUACUAGAGUUUGAGAACAUGGCUAAUUUGAUAGAGUGGAAGAAAGUCAAAAGAGGUGAUUUCCCAUCACUACUUCAACUCAGAGUAAAGCAUUGUCCAGAACUUGUCAUUCUUCCGUCAUUUUCACACCUUAAAUCCUUGAAGUGUGUGCAACUUUAUCAAUGCCCAAAGCUUGUGCCACCAGAACUACCAAUAACACUGAAGUCCAUAGAUGGCUGCAAGGAGGGAGAUAAAGAAUUUUGGCUGUAAAAAUAAGUUAUUUGCUAGUAAUCUGGUUUUCUGCAGUAAGAUGUAUUUUCUGAGUCUCCUUUGGGAACUGUUGCAAGAGUUGGAAUACAGUGAAACGCUUAGCUGCUGCUCUUUUAACGGUGCAUGAUUGCAAACUUACAUUGGUCAUAGCUUUAGUAACAUGCCAAUUGCCAAGUGGAAACUCUGGUGUUCAAUGAUUUAUGCAUUAUCAAUGUUGUUUGAUGGUUGCAUUAUACAUACAAUGAAUCCAUCAAUUGUACUUCCUCCAGACUUGUACAAGUCAUAUCGAUCUACUUUGUGAACAAAAAUUGGUUUUUUAGAUUGAA